Molecule: messenger RNA, 4615 nt
Organism: Otolemur garnettii (small-eared galago)
Lineage: Eukaryota; Metazoa; Chordata; Mammalia; Primates; Galagidae
Gene: ABCB8
Product: ATP binding cassette subfamily B member 8
Exons: 16
Coding region: 532-2688 (718 amino acids)
Biological process (GO): transmembrane transport
Cellular component (GO): membrane
Molecular function (GO): ATP hydrolysis activity; ATP binding; ABC-type transporter activity
Source: RefSeq, a predicted model, not a curated record
AUUCGGGGUGGCUUGGUCCCAGGCAGACCACUGCUGCCCUUCCACUUCCAGACAUUCUCGGCCGCCAGGUAAAAAGAGACAAACUUAGAGCGCGGGCCAUUGACCGGCUGGCAAGUCAGUGCCGAGCCCGUCGGGAGAUGGAGUCCCUGCGCUCGCACGAGGCCUGCUGGGAGUUGUAGGCUAGAUGGGCCCGGGGUGGAGUGUCACUCCCUGGAGCAUUGGCCUCAAUUAUUAAUAGCUAUCGGUGCGGCCCCUGCAGUAGGCUUUGUGUGUGUAUAUCUGUGUGUUGGCGGGACGUAUGGGGCUCUCGGGUCAGUGACUAUGUUGAGUCUGCGUUCCGCAUCAGCGGGCGCCAUUCCCGACUUCUGUCGUCUUGAAAUUGACCUGGAGAUUUGAAAAAAAGGGUCAAGGAACAUUUAAUACUGGUUAAUACUGGUUGUGCUCCACACGAUUCAAACUGAACCCAACAAAAAUGGGUCCUAGAACUGGAGACAUUCAGCAGCGAUAAAGAGUCAGUCUACUAACUCGAACAUGUUUGUUCUUGGCAAAACACUGUCCAUACACUGGGAGAGGGAGAGGAGAGAGAGCGUGCCAGCAAACAAGAGCCAUGAAACUACAGCUGGAAGGUACUCUGAUGGUGACCACAGCUCCUUCCUCCUCAGGGCCGUGGCCCAGCUGCGGUCUCAGCUCCGGGCCCACCGCCCUCGAGCCCCCCUGGCUCCCAGCCGGAGCCCCUCUGCCUGGUACUGGGUUGGGGGGGCCUUACUAGGCCCUCUGCUGCUGAGUAAACGUCCUUACCUCUGCCUUGUGGCACUGUGUGAGGCAGAAGAGGCCCCUCCUGCCCGCUCCAUACCCAGUAUUGCGGAGUCCCGCUUUAACUGGAAGCUCUUCUGGCAGUUUCUGCGCCCCCACCUUCUGGUCCUGGGGGUAGCCAUUGUGCUGGCCUUGGGUGCAGCUCUGGUGAACGUGCAGAUCCCCCUGCUCUUGGGACAGCUGGUAGAGAUCGUGGCCAAGUACACAAGGGACCAUGUGGGGAGUUUCAUGACUGAAUCCCGGAAUAUUAGUACCCACCUGCUCAUUCUCUACAGCAUCCAGGGACUGCUGACUUUCGGGUACCUUGUGCUGCUGUCCCACAUUGGCGAGCGCAUGGCUGUAGACAUGCGAAGGGCCCUCUUCAGCUCCCUGCUCCGGCAAGACAUUGCUUUCUUUGAUGCUAAAAAGACCGGGCAGCUGGUGAGCCGAUUGACAACUGAUGUGCAGGAGUUUAAGUCAUCCUUCAAGCUUGUCAUCUCCCAGGGACUGCGAAGCUGCACCCAAGUGACGGGCUGCCUGGUGUCCCUGUCAAUGCUGUCCCCACGCCUCACAUUGCUGCUGAUGGUGGCCACACCUGCCCUGAUGGGAGUUGGUACCCUGAUGGGCUCAGGUCUCCGAAAAUUGUCUCGCCAGUGUCAAGAGCAGAUUGCCAAGGCAACUGGUGUAGCAGAUGAGGCCCUGGGCAACGUCCGGACUGUGCGGGCCUUUGCCAUGGAGCAGCGGGAGGAGGAGCGCUACAGGGCAGAGCUGGAGGGGUGCCGCUACAAGGCAGAGGAGCUAGGCCGGGGCAUAGCCUUGUUCCAGGGGCUCUCCAACAUUGCCUUUAACUGCAUGGUCCUGGGCACCCUAUUUAUUGGGGGCUCCCUCGUGGCUGGACAGCAACUCACAGGGGGAGACCUCAUGUCCUUCCUGGUGGCCUCCCAGACAGUGCAGAGGUCCAUGGCUAAUCUGUCUGUCCUGUUUGGUCAGGUGGUGCGAGGGCUCAGCGCAGGCGCCCGGGUCUUCGAGUACAUGGCCUUGAGCCCCUGCAUCCCCCUGUCUGGGGGCUGCUGCAUCCCCAGGGAGCAUCUGCGAGGCUCUGUCACAUUUCAGAAUGUCUGCUUCAGUUACCCCUGCCGCCCUGGCUUCGAGGUGCUCAGAGACUUCACCCUGACGCUGCCCCCUGGCAAAGUCGUGGCCCUUGUGGGCCAAUCUGGGGGAGGAAAGACCACUGUGGCUUCCCUGCUGGAGCGCUUCUAUGACCCCACUGCGGGAGUGGUGACACUGGAUGGGCGGGACCUGCGUACCCUUGACCCCUCCUGGCUCCGUGGCCACGUCAUUGGCUUCAUCAGCCAGGAGCCAGUCCUGUUUGGAACGACCAUCAUGGAGAACAUCCGUUUUGGGAAACCAGAAGCCUCUGAUGAAGAGGUAUAUGCAGCUGCACAGGAAGCCAAUGCCCAUGAGUUUAUCACCAACUUUCCUGAGGGCUAUAACACCAUCGUUGGUGAGCGAGGUACCACCCUGUCUGGGGGCCAGAAGCAGCGCCUGGCCAUUGCCCGUGCUCUCAUCAAGCAGCCCACAGUGCUGAUCCUAGAUGAGGCCACAAGUGCACUGGAUGCCGAAUCUGAACGUGUUGUGCAGGAGGCCCUGGACCGGGCCAGUGCAGGCCGUACAGUAUUGGUCAUUGCCCACCGGCUCAGCACUGUCCGUGCAGCCCACUGCAUCGUUGUCAUGGCCAACGGCUGUGUCUGGGAGGCUGGGACACAUGACGAGCUCUUGAAGAAAGGUGGACUAUAUGCAGAGCUUAUCCGGAGACAGGCCCUGGAUGGACCACUGGCAGAGGCCACACCUCCCAAGAAGCUGGAAGGCCUCAGGGAGCACCAGCACAAGUCCUGAGGCAUCCUCUGAGAUCUCUGCGGAACAUCAGUGCCACAGCCAGGCUCAGCUGAGGACAGCUCACUAGGGACUGAGCCCCUAGGAGGGCCAGAGUGCUGUGUGAUGGCCGCCAUUGCUCUCUUGCUCACAAUAAACCCUGGGCUGGAAAUCUGGGAGCCCUUCUACCUGCUCCCUGGUCCUGCCUCCCUCCUACCAGGGUCACCAGGUUGCAUGUGGGCAGAGGCCAAGUUCCCAGUGCCCCUGCACUCUGCUCUCCCUCUGCCCAGACCAACCAGGCCCUUCUCAGAAUCCUGCUGCUGAAGCUCCUGCUCUAUCCAGCAGCCUCAAGUUGUCCAAGCCACAGCUCCAGGGAAUUUUAUUAAAUCAGCACCUGAAGUCCAGACCUAGGUUCUUCCCACCCUUGCUAGGAUCUCACUGCCCUAGACUGGAGACUGCCUCCCACACUCCCUGCUUCCCACUGCCCUCUUGGGGCCUGAGAGAAGGGACGUAUGCCUUGGCCCACUCUAGAGCCCACACUCCCCAUUCUCUAAACAACCUCCCUUCUUGCUCCAUUUACAUAGUCCUAAUUUCUAGAUUUCAUCUCCACACCCCAUUCCCAAGGGGACACAUGCCUAAUAGUGCCCAGCCCUUAGAUUAGGGUAGGAGGGGCACCUCACCUGCCCAGCUGUCUGCUGCUGGCCUGCUGAGAUUGUGCACUGGCCUCCCCUCUCAGUCCCUGAGAGCACCGAGCUCUGAAGGAGACAAGUGCACACCCAAAAUUCUCAGCUGCAGGGCCACAGUACUGACAAGUACAAAACCAGCAGGGAGCGCCCAGCACAGUGCUGCUGCCAGACCAGCCUCCCCAGAGUGCUCGGGAAGGUGCACCUUGAAAGGGAGGUGCAGACAGCCAGAAUGACAUGUGCAUGUAGUCCCAAAGCUGUGAACCAGGAAGGGCUGACCUCCAGUCAGCUUCUAAGGGGCCUAGAAAGACAUGCAAAGAGGGCCUUGUACUGAACUGCCACCCUAGGACUGAGGAGCAGCCAAAACCUCAUAUUCUUGUGCUGCUGCAGGUGCAUCAACCCUCUGUACCCACUCCAGGGCUGGUGGCCUCACCUUGGCACUGUUGUCACUUUCCAUUCUGCUGUCCAGUCUGUGGACCUUCACAGAGCCCUGCUCUCUAGGGGAGGGGAGUUGGCCCGUGCUGUACCUUCACUGCCAGCCAACCAUUUUGGAUUUAUCUGGCAGGAAAGAAGGGCAGUGUCAUCUUUCAGAGUGGGGGCACAGGAAAGACAGAGCAGACUGCUGCUUUAGGGAGGCCAGGCUGGAGGAGGUAGCAGCAGCUCAGGUGUGUGUGCAGGAGCCGGGGUGGGGCUCUUAGCCUCUGUGAGCACGGUUUGGGACCAGAUGCUACUUCUGGCACAAGCUACCCCAGAACUAUACCUGCCCCUUUAGAUACCCUGCUUCCUGAUCAAAGGUUGCUUUUCUAGGCAGGAGCUGGCUUCAGGUUGCUUUGCCACUAAACGCCUCCCUAGCAUGGUCCAGGGUGGGCCCCCCCAUGCCUGGCAAGUCCACAUUGCCCUCCACCACCCAGGUUGUUUGCCUACCCUCUCCCUUGUAGGACCUCACUGCUUAUCCACCAUCUGAGGACUGCCCAAGAUACCUUCUGACACCAGAUUCUGGGUGUUUGCUUACAUCUUCACAGUGGCUUCUUGGAGUCCAGCCUUCCAACCCCCCACCUACUAGGGAAGUGGUGAAGCCUCAUGACUGGUCAAGCUUGAAGAGCCAUGCUGUCUGCACUUGCUGUGACAGCACUUGGUGUGUGACCUCACCUCAGGCUCAGGCUCUACUGGUCUAUAGAGAUCACGUGCCUGGCUGUGCUUGAUCUUGAAAGCCUGGUUUUGUUUUGUUUUAUUUUUUAAUUAAAUCAUAGCUGUGUACAUUAAUGCAA